Molecule: messenger RNA, 1134 nt
Organism: Chara braunii
Lineage: Eukaryota; Viridiplantae; Streptophyta; Charophyceae; Charales; Characeae
Source: the annotation of a GenBank genome assembly
GACGCCAACGGCAACGAUCGCUCAUCAGGUCGGAAGGGAGACGUGGUUGUGGCCMAGGACGGGAGCGGGAACUUCCGUACGGUGCAGGCCGCCAUCAAUGCUGCCCCAGUGAAGAGCACGAAGAGGUCGUGAUCUUCAUCAAGCCCGGRCGSUACACGGAGAAGGUAACCGUUCCUUCGAACAAGCCGUUCAUCACGCUGCGGGGUUCAGGUCCAUACCGGACGGUGAUCAGCUGGGGCGACCGGGCGUCGACCUUGCUGAAGACGACCAAGAAGCCGAUGGGCACGUUUCUGUCGGCGUCUGUGGGAGUGAACGCGGACUACUUCACUGCAGAGGACAUUACCUUCCAGAACCAUGCCUCGCGGCCGCGACCCAACUCGUUCACGGAACAGGCGGUGGCUUUCCGGAUCACGGGUGAUUUCGCCGCCUUUCACAACGUGCGCUUCUACGGCUACCAGGACACGCUGUACUGCCACCGUGGGAGGCAUCUGUUCAAGAACGUGUACGUGCGCGGCAGCGUGGACUUCAUCUUCGGCAACGGCAGGUCGAUGUUCCUGGACUCGCUGCUGUUCGCCGACGUGACGAAGACGGGCGGCGCCCUCACCGCUCAGAAGAGGGAUUCGACCAAGGAGCCCACCGGCUUCGUCUUCAUCCGGUGCAAGGUGCAGGGGACCGGGCAGGUCUACUUGGGCCGUGCUUGGGGCCGUGCCGCCCGCACCAUCUUCGCGUACACGUACAUGGACAACGUGAUUCUCCCCGUGGGAUGGAACGACUGGUUCGACCCGACCAGGCAGGAGACCAUCUUSUACGCCGAGUACAGGUGCUCUGGCCCUGGAGCUCGCAGGGGUCAGCGCGCCAGAUGGUCCUUCGGCCUCACUGACAAGCAGGUGCAGCCGUUCCUGUCCACAAACUUCAUUGAUGGCAAGAAGUGGCUCGGGAAAACCGGAAUCCCCGGGCUCCGCGAUCUCGGCACGAAGCAGUCCGGCACCAUGCCCACGAACGCGCCGCCACCUCCACAGGACCCAAAGCGACUCAGGCUCUUCAUGUAGGUWCCCGGGGCAUCACCAUGCUUUGGCUCUCAUCUCCGACCUUCCCUUUCUAUUCUCUGCUUCUCCCUAUUGGUUUUCCCGAUUC